AUGCCCUAUAUCACCGAAGUUAUGAUAUUUUGUCUCGUUUUAGGUGACGCAGUCAGAAGUGCUUUCAUGGUUGAUAUCAAAGAAGACCAGACCAUAUCACAUCUCAAGAAGCUAAUAAAGGAAGAGAAAAAAAAUGCCUUUGGAAAUAUUGAUGCCAAUGACAUUAUGCUUUGGAAAGUUGAUGCUGAUAUUAAUAUAGAACAAGAACUUGGAGGCAUGAUGUUGCUCCCAUCUAAUACUAUAAAACAAUGUUUUCGCAAUAUUUUUGAUAAAAAAUUAUAUCCUCUUCCCGCACUUCAAUCUACAUCUGGAGAAGGAAAAUCUUUCUUUCUUGACGAGUUGACCUCUUUGAAAAGUGAAGAUCUUGAUCGUUAUUUAAAAAUAAAACUUUUUGAUUUGGAAAAGGAGCAAGGAAGUGGCAAAAGGCAACAGUAUACUAAGGAUAUUGUAGAUUUAUUGCAUAACUCUGUUGGAAUUUGUAUCACAUAUAAUGGAGGUUCACCAUAUGGAUAUGAUAUAGAUGAAGAUCUUCGAAGGAGAUUAGUCAUGCGCAUCUUGUGGAGUUACUUUUUCGAUGAGAAUAAACCCAUUAAUUGGAUACCAUUAAGAAGACUUGCUCUUUCUGAGUCAGUAGAAUUAUUUCAUGAAAUCACAAAAAGUUUAAAUGACCGUAGAUUAUUCAUCAUUAAAAAAUGUAUUGCAGAUUGUAAUGGCCAUCCGAGAAUUCUCGAGAAAUUUUAUCAACUUUUACAUGAUAAUAUAGCCUUGAAUACUAAUGUUUAUAGUUCUCUUAUUGAAUAUUUGGCAAAAAAUCUUGACUCACUAUUUGGAAAAAUAAUAUUCUUGAUAUGUGAAAUAAAAACUACUUUGGGAACAUCAACUUUGAGAGAUCUCAUUUUCUCCAGAAUUUAUAUUAAUUCACUUACUGAUAAUAAUGAAACUUUCAAUAUCAUCCCAACUUUAUUACCAGUUAGCCUUCAAUAUUUUUGCAUGUUUAGCAAAAAUGAUGUAAACGAUAAUGCAAAAACUGUUGCUAAAAUAUUACGAGACCUAUUGACUACAGAGUACUUUUUUGAUAACAAAGUAAUGGAUGAGAAGCCAUUUGAAAGAUUUCAUGCUAAUUGGGAGUUGCUUUACUGUGCACUUCGUGAUGAUGAAAAGGAAGUGAAUCUUUACAAGAUUUACGUUGAAGAUACCGGUUAUAUUGCUAUCAAUAUUGAAUACAAGUUUUCUUAUCCAGGCAGAAUAAUCAAACUCUCAAAUAAUGAAAUUAAGAAAAAAUAUGAACAUACAAAAAAUAUAUAUUAUAACCAUGUAAGAUAUGAAUGGCAGAAAAUUAGAAAUUCUCCUAUAAACUGGGAAGAAGGAAAAUUUUAUGAUAGAUCUGCCAUAGGUAAACUUAAAAUGACCAUUGAUAAUGUUUACUUGGUUUUCAUAGCCUGGAGAGACGUAGAACCUCUUGAUAAUGAAAUAAAAAAUAAUAAAAACAUAAUUAUUGUUAAAAGAGAAAAUUUAAAAGAAAUUUAUACACCAUCACUUGUAACACGUCCACAUUUCUAUAAUGACAUAGUCGAACAAAUCAAAAUAUGA
Racocetra fulgida is the source of this 1590-nucleotide messenger RNA. The record is from the annotation of a GenBank genome assembly. NCBI's taxonomy places the organism in Eukaryota, Fungi, Glomeromycota, Glomeromycetes, Diversisporales, Gigasporaceae.